AUGUGUAUACUAUCCAAAAAGAAUGCUCACAUUACAUAUCUUCAUUCUCUAUUUGUUGAAAAUGCCACUUUAGCUCGUUUCACUAUAUUUGGAAUUCCAUAUAUCUCCAUUAUUGAAACUUCCCUUCCCUUAUUGUAUCCAAUCUCGAUAAAUAGUCGAUCAAUGCAGCGUAUUAUUACAUCAGCCGCACGAGUUGCUUCGAAGAGUGCUGUCCAGUCUUACACCAAAUCGGGCCUGAUUCUCCCCGGACAAGUGUUAAGUGUGUGGGACCCGUCAGAUCCCACUUCCAAGCAAAUGGCGAACUAUUUCACUCAUCCUGACCAGAUUCCUGUGAGCAAGGGAGAGAAACUGGAUAACGCGAUCGAAGCGGCCGUUACUACCGUGGACAAAGUCAUUGGAUACUGCCGUGCUGGUUCUGUGUUCCCUCAGACGUUCGGUCUGGCUUGCUGUGCCAUGGAAAUGAUUGAUGCUUCCUCUGCUCGUUUCGAUUUCGAGCGUUUAGGUAUGAUUCCUCGAGCAACUCCUCGUCAGGCUGAUCUCAUGAUUGUUUCUGGUACUGUGACAAACAAGAUGGCUCCUGCCAUCCGCCGACUUUAUGACCAGAUGUCCGAGCCUCGCUACGUGAUUUCGAUGGGAAGUUGCGCGAACUCGGGAGGUUAUUAUGCAUACAGCUACAACGUGGUCCGAGGCGUGGAUCGUCUGUUCCCCGUGGAUUACUACGUUCCCGGCUGUCCUCCGACGGCCGACGGUCUUCUCUACGCGAUCCUGAUGGUGAUGAAGAAGCUGAAGCAGCAGAAGACGUACAGCAUGUUCAUGUCGAAGUGA
Messenger RNA from Blastocystis hominis, 825 nucleotides. RefSeq lists its product as hypothetical. Gene Ontology annotation, molecular function: quinone binding; NADH dehydrogenase (ubiquinone) activity; 4 iron, 4 sulfur cluster binding. Lineage: Eukaryota; Bigyra; Opalinata; Blastocystidae. Gene Ontology annotation, biological process: mitochondrial respiratory chain complex I assembly; aerobic respiration; electron transport coupled proton transport. The record is from RefSeq and is a predicted model, not a curated record. The transcript has 6 exons. The coding region runs from base 1 to 825 and encodes 274 amino acids.